Molecule: messenger RNA, 3719 nt
Organism: Acanthoscelides obtectus
Lineage: Eukaryota; Metazoa; Arthropoda; Insecta; Coleoptera; Chrysomelidae
Source: the annotation of a GenBank genome assembly
CGUGUUACUAAUUGUACAUAUCUUCCUGUGAAACUCAAAUAUUAUUGCGUUGAGCCGUUGACGUGUCAGAAGGAUUUCACAAUUAGUGCCCCAAAAAUGAGUGCUGUCGAGCAGCCCUGCUAUACCAUUAUAAACUUGCCAACAGAUGCUGAACCUCAUAAUGAAAUGCAACUCAAAACCGACCUAGGUAUGCAAGGAACCUCGUCUGAUUUUCAGAAUAUGUACCACCAAAAAAUCAUUCGAGAGCAUUGCGUCUUAUUUCCAUUGAGCAUAUACUUUACUUGCCAUUAAGUCUGGCUCCAAAUGUUGAUCCACAAAGUUUGGAUAGAAGGAAAACAAACUUUAACAUCUGAUGAAUGCUCUUGAUGAAAACAACUUUCUAGCACCAUAUAUAGCUCACACUAAUGUUAACACAAUUUUUAAAACAAUUUUAUAGCCGUAUGUGCUGAAUUUAAUGUAAGAAUUGCAAUCCUCAAUCCUUUUUUCAGAAAAGGGAGAUGUGAAAGUAAAAAUAAGAGCACUAGAAAAAAUCAUCCACAUGAUUCUGCAAGGUGAAAGAUUACCAAAUGGCAUCUUAUUCACAAUCAUCAGAUAUGUGUUGCCAUUGCAAGACCACUUGGCUAAAAAGCUACUGCUUAUUUUUUGGGAAAUUGUCCCAAAAAUGACUCCAGAUGGAAAGUUGCUCCAGGAGAUGAUUCUGGUUUGUGAUGCUUAUCGCAAAGACUUGCAACAUCCUAAUGAAUUUGUCAGGGGAUCAACUCUAAGGUUUUUGUGUAAAUUGAGAGAGCCAGAACUUCUAGAACCAAUAAUGCCGUCAAUAAGAGCUUGCCUAGAGCACAGACACAGCUAUGUGAGAAGAAAUGCUGUUCUAGCUAUCUUCACCAUCUACAAAAACUUUGAGUUCUUGAUUCCAGACGCUCCUGAACUCAUUUCAAACUUCCUUGAAGGAGAACAAGACAUGUCUUGCAAAAGAAAUGCUUUUCUGAUGUUACUUCAUGCUGACCAAGAUACAGCUUUGUCUUAUUUGGCUUCUUGCUUGGACCAAGUCGCAUCUUUUGGAGAUAUUUUGCAACUUGUUAUCGUUGAACUCAUCUACAAGGUUUGUCACACAAAUCCUGCAGAGAGGUCCAGGUUCAUCAGAUGCAUCUACAACCUUCUAAACUCGAGCAGUCCUGCAGUAAGGUAUGAAGCAGCCGGAACCUUGGUCACUCUUUCCAGCGCCCCAACUGCUAUUAAGGCCGCAGCCAGUUGUUAUAUUGAGCUGAUUGUGAAAGAGAGUGAUAAUAAUGUCAAGCUUAUCGUCUUGGACAGACUCAUUGCCUUGAAGGAUCAUCCCAGUCAUGAAAGAGUGCUACAGGAUCUAGUGAUGGAUAUUCUGAGGGUUCUUGCAAGCCCUGACCUAGAAGUCAGAAAGAAAACCCUGAAUCUAGCCAUGGAACUGGUCUCAUCAAGGAACAUUGAAGAGAUGGUGCUGGUCCUGAAAAAGGAAGUGUCAAAAACGUUAGAUUCAGAACAGGAGGACACAGGAAAAUACAGGCAGUUGCUUGUCAGAACUCUGCAUUCUUGCUGUAUCAAGUUCCCAGACGUUGCUGCCACUGUUAUUCCAGUUUUGAUGGAGUUUUUGUCAGAUACCAAUGAGUUAGCUGCCACUGACGUACUGGUUUUCAUCAGAGAGGCCAUUCAGAAGUUUGACAACCUACAGCCAUUGAUCAUAGAGAAAUUGCUGGAAGCCUUCAGGUCCAUAAAAUCGGCCAAAGUCCAUCGCGCAGCAUUGUGGAUCCUGGGAGAGUACGCGAACUCUAUCCAAGACAUUGAAGCGGUUCUGAAAGAGAUCAACCACACUUUAGGUGAAGGCCCCCUUGUGGAUGCGGAGCAAAAACUCAUAGCAGGGGAGGUGGAAGAGAACAGUGCUGGAACCGGCACUGGAGGAAGUGUCACUUUGGUCACUUCCGAUGGAACUUACGCUACACAGUCUGCAUUCAACACGACAAGUAAAUCAGCUAAAGAACAACGGCCAGCACUCCGGCAAUACCUGAUGGACGGCGAUUUCUUCAUCGGAGCAUGUUUGGCGUCAACUUUGGCCAAACUGGCGCUGAAAUUUGGCGAAAUUGCAACUCCGCAGCAAAGGAAUAAGUUCGAUGCCGAAGUGAUGCUCAUUAUGGCUGGAAUCAUACAUUUGGGGAAGUCUGGUCUUCCAACGAAGCCCAUAACGAACGACGACACGGACCACAUCCUGUUCUGCCUCCGCACGUUGUCCGAUCGCCCGCCCCAAGUGGUUCCAGUCUUCGAACAGCUGUGCAGACGCGCGUUGAGCGAAAUGUUGGCCGCCAAGGAAGCUGAAGAGGCGGUGGCGCAGAAAGAGGCGCGCGAGAAGCAACCCGGAGGCGGUGGCAAAGCCGCGCAGGCGCAAGCCGAUGAUCCGGUAGGGUUCGCGCAGUUGGAGGCGGCUGAGAAUAGAGAGUUGGGUGAGGACGUGUUCGAGAUGGCGCUAUCGAGAGCUGUGGUUGGUGGCAGAGGUGGUCCGUCCGAACACCCAACGGGACUAACCAAACUGAACAAAAUCACGCAACUGACCGGUUUCUCCGAUCCAGUGUACGCCGAAGCGUACGUCCACGUCAACCAAUACGACAUCGUGCUCGACGUGCUGAUCGUCAAUCAGACGAAUGACACGUUGCAAAACUGCACGCUAGAGUUGGCGACGUUGGGCGAUUUGAAAUUGGUGGAGAAACCGCAACCGGUCGUUCUGGCGCCCAAGGACUUUUGCAAUAUCAAGGCCAACGUCAAAGUUGCAUCGACAGAAAACGGGAUCAUAUUCGGCAACAUCGUGUACGACGUCACGGGUGCCGCGUCGGAUAGGAACGUCGUCGUUUUAAACGAUAUCCAUAUUGAUAUUAUGGACUAUAUCGUGCCAGCCGGUUGUACUGACCAAGAAUUUAUGAGAAUGUGGGCCGAAUUCGAAUGGGAAAAUAAGGUAACUGUAAACACCCCAUUAACAGACCUCUCAGAUUACCUGAAGCACCUCCUGAAAAGCACCAACAUGAAAUGUCUAACGCCAGAGAAAGCGUUGAGUGGGCAAUGCGGAUUCAUGGCGGCCAACAUGUACGCCAAGUCCAUCUUUGGGGAAGACGCGUUGGCCAACCUGAGCAUCGAGAAGCCGUUCAAUAAACCGGAUGCGCCGGUGCAAGGACACAUUAGGAUCAGGGCAAAGAGCCAGGUGAAAAUCUAGAAUAAUCCUCCCAUGUUUGUCAAGCCAAAUCGAACCACAUAUAUGUUUAAAAUUCCUCUUCAUCUUACGAUGUUUCAGUCUCAAGUACAAUUGGCAGUUGUUAUGCUUCUUUUGAGAAAAUCUAUACUUCAAAUUUUACCCUCUGUUUGAGAUUCGCCCCCACAAAUUUUGAUAUGGGGGGGCCCCGAGUAGCGAGCUACGCCUCAGUUCAGAAAGAUAUUUUUCAAAAUUUGGAAAAUGGUUUCUAGGUUUUAUUGCUCAUUCUUCCUUUUUUCCAGGGUAUGGCGCUUAGUUUGGGGGACAAAAUCAAUAUGACACAGAAAGGGACCCAGAGCAAAGUGAUAACAGCCUAGAUGUUUUCUUUUUUAUUAAUUAUAUGAAAUUAUGUUCGUUUGUACAUGAUAUGUUAGACUUAAGUGGAAUAUUUUAUGUUGACAUUGUUUCAAAAACAUGUUUUCGGUAUAUAUUGAUUAAUAAAAUAUUUGAACGAUCA